This is a messenger RNA of Musca vetustissima, 543 nucleotides long. RefSeq names its product ryncolin-4-like. The transcript is spliced from 2 exons. The coding region runs from base 1 to 543 and encodes 180 amino acids. Lineage: Eukaryota; Metazoa; Arthropoda; Insecta; Diptera; Muscidae. The record is from RefSeq and is a predicted model, not a curated record.
AUGCAAAGUUGGCAUACCUGUCAGGAGAUUGUGAUACAACGCCGCGUCGAUGGUUCAGAGAAUUUCUAUCGUCCCUGGUUGGAUUAUAAGCGUGGUUUUGGCAAUCGGAGUAGAGAAUUUUUCAUUGGUUUGGACACCAUAAAUUACUUAACCAACAAUCGUCCUAAUCAGUUGUUGGUCGUAAUGGAAGAUUGGCAGGGUGAUCGACGUUAUGCUCACUAUGAUUCAAUUAUUGUGGGAAACGAAGCGGAGAAUUAUAGAUUGAAACAAUUGGGUAAAUAUAGCGGAUCGGCGGGAGAUUCAUUAACCUAUUCAUUGGGGUACAAUUUCACCACCCACGAUCGUGACAAUGACAUAGCUGUAGAAAAUUGUGCUGUUCGCUAUACGGGUGCCUGGUGGUACAGAGAUUGUCAUCAAGCCAAUCCCAAUGGUCUCUAUGGAAAUUUAGAAUUUGGCAAAGGCAUUAACUGGUUAACAUUUAGGGGCUGGAAUUACUCUUUGAAAUCGAUUGAACUUAUUUUGAGAUUCAAUUGUGGUUGCUGA